Molecule: messenger RNA, 684 nt
Organism: Parnassius apollo (apollo)
Lineage: Eukaryota; Metazoa; Arthropoda; Insecta; Lepidoptera; Papilionidae
Source: the annotation of a GenBank genome assembly
AUGCUUCAGGUCAGGCAACAACAGGCCAAGGAUUGUGCGCACCGUCAGGAUGGCGUUUGCUGGACAAAUGUUAGUUUGUCCCAGCCGGAUAUAAUGCAAAAACUGACGGAGCGCAUAGACGACCUGAAGCAGAGAAUCGCUGCUUGGGGAAAGCGGAUUCGACAAUAUACCGAGAGGUCGACACGGUUUAACCAGAAUCGUCUCUUCCAGAGUGAUCAGAAGAGGCUCUAUAAAUCGUUGGAGCGACCAAUGGUAAGUGGAACGGGCCCAGCACCGAAUCAGGCCGACACUGUAGCAUUCUGGCGCGGCCUGUGGUCAGAGCCCAUAAACCACAGCGAGGGCCCUUUGACGGAAGUUGUGGCGAGUCAGUGUGCGAGUAUAACGCCCACGGACCCCGUCAUUAUAACGCCGGAUGACGUAGCUGAGGCGGUCCGUAGGGCCCCGAACUGGAAAAGUCCGGGACUCGACGGGCUGCAUCACUACUGGCUGAAGGGGUUUGUGGUGUGUCACACUGUGCUCGCCCGACAGUUCCAAGAGGCUCUCAACCAGAAGUCGCUCCCGAGCCUCUUCACUACUGGGAUCACGCAUUUGGUUCCUAAAGACCAGGUUACCACAGACCCGAGCAAAUACCGCCCCAAUCACGUGUCUGCCGACCAUAUACAAGACACUAAGAUCCAUUUUUAA